AUGUCGUUCUCCAACAGCAGCGGAGGAACACUCACUGUUCCCAGCCCGACACAUGUCCACCAUGUGGACGUGCUUGCCUCCUCUGUGAGGGGCCUGAGAAGGUCACUCUCCAGAUCGCCCUCCAAGUUCAGCCUGGCGCGCACCAACUCUCUUGAGAGCACCGAUAGCUCUCACAGCGGAUCCCACACACCAGUCCAGCAGCAAUCGCCAUGCCGACGAUACACACCAACACCAACACCACCUAGUAGCAGUGGCAGCAACAGUGGCAUCAGCGGCCUGCAGGACCAGCAUCCCCUCAGCUUUACCCCAGCCGGCCUUCCUCCUUCCAUGCUGACCUCUACUACGCCCUUGAGCUCGCCCCCAAGCCUGGCCACGCCAUUCCGCCCCAGCGUCCGCCUCUCUCUGCGCUCUGCAAAGUCAUCCAAGGUGACGGGCAGCCCUUCGCGGCCAGUAACUCGACUUCGAACUUCGCCCAAGUCACCUCUCAAGCGCGCUCUGAACGCUACCUCUGACUCGGGAAAUUCUACUCCUUCUUGCCCCUCGUCUGCUUCAAGCUCCGAGAGCCCCGGCCAGGAAAAUAACGGCCAGGUCAGCCCGCUGUCCAGAUCGAACUUUCAAAAAUCAUCACGCCACAGUUUCCAUCUUGACGGCACCGGUCACGCUCAGCAAGCGAGUAUUUUCAGGUCGAUCGAAGGCCAAGGCGAGUCGCAGGCAGUCCCGGGAUCGGGCGCACUGAAGCGCAGCGACGCCAUCAUGAAUCUCGACCAGGCCUCGCUUGGCAGCCCGGUCGCGAAGCGCCGCAGUUUGCACGGAAUUUCAAGUUUUGGCCAGACCACACCUGAUUUCAACAUUUUUGACAACAACGCGAAUACCAACAACAGCAACAGCGGCACCCCGGGCAAGACGAAUUUUGACAUUCACGACGAAGCCAACCGCGAGUACGAGCUCUUUGGAUCAUCCGGCUCUUCUUCAAACCGGGACCCUCUCCCUUCACCGACCCCGCCUCCCCAGGCCCCGCGCAGGACUGGAUCACUACGCAAGUCCACCCUCCAGCAAAGACAACACGACCGGAGUUCUUGGGGACGUCGGUCAGGUGCAAACCACCUGGCACAGAUGAGCGGAGACUUUUCAACGCCCAACAGCAAGAACAGGCCGCGCUUGUCAAUGGAUCAGUUCCUUCCCCCUCAAGCUCCCCGCGACAGCCCGUUCUCAUCGAACCCACCGUUGCCCAACCCUUCCGCUCACCCAAUUGAGCGCUCAUCACACCAGCCUCACCCGCUGUCUAAGACGCUGGUCACUUCAACAUCGGGAAACAGCCUGGAGGAGCAGAAUAACAGCAUGCCUCCUCCGUCGCUCUUCGAGAAGCCCCGCGCUCCCAUCAAUUUCGCAAAGUCGAUGCCUUAUGGCUCUUCUCGGCCCUCCUUCAUGCAAGAGGACAACAACGAGAAUGUCACUCCCUUCAAGGCGGCCAAGCCUUGGGCCGGAGCCUUCAUGUCUACAGGCCUUGUCUCCAAGGUCAACCGCAACCCCGAGGAGUUCGACAACAAACUAACCAUGCCCGACACUCCCUGCAAGAAGCCCACCAACGGCUUUGCCACCUUCCCACCACCUCCUGGCAGUGUGAUGAAGAAGAACAACCGCUACUCGUUCGGUGGUAUGCCAUCAACCCCUUUCAACGCACCGGGAGCUCCAUCAUCUCGCAGCACAUUUGGCAACCCAGGAAAGGGCCUUGGCAUCUUCCAGCGCAUGGGAUCGCGCCAUGCCCGCCGAGGCAGUGUCUUGAGUUUGGACGAUGAUAAGAAAUUCUCCCUUGAAACCAACUUCAACGUCGACCUCGCAGCUGCUACUACUGACGCCCCCCCGACACCCACGAAGCAGGGUCUCACCCCUAGCUUGAGCAACCUGAGUGAGCAGAGCAUCGAGAGCCCCAGCGCUAAGAGAUCGCUGCCCUUUUCCGCCGUUCGGCCAAUGAUCUCUAGAGAAUCUACUGGUGAGUGUACUCCAGAGAGAAAGUCCAACAACAGGGGCGCCAGUGGUCCAUUGUCAAGCUCUCCCCUUGGCUCCACUGGUUCUCCGACUAGCGGACUGUCUCCUACUUCGCGUCUUUCCUUGCCGUCGUUUGGUCGUUCGAGAUCCUGUCGGGGCUUCAGCGCCCCUUCGCCUUUACGGACUCGAUUUUGUCCCUCGACGUUUGAGCCUCAGAAGGACAUGUUGGCUAAGAUUACUUCUCACGAUACAGCUAGCCCAGUUGAACAGCGCUCUCCCCGAACCCCCUCUACGCACAUGGUCAUUCCUGACGCCAGCUGCCUCUCGAUUUCUAACCCACCUGAGCCGAGGAGCGUAGCUGCCCCAUCCACCCCCUCUGGACGCGAUUCCUUCCAGAGCACCACGACUCAGCUCAUGACCCCAGUCAAUGUCCGCGGCGGUGCUGAUGUUGAUGACUCUCUCUACUCUCGCUUCGACAAGGUUGAGAUGGUUGGCAAGGGUGAAUUCUCCUCCGUCUACCGGGUGGUGAAGUCUGGCUACUCUCGCGCUUCCUUCCUCUCCGUGUUUAGUGGAACGCCCACGAAGAACUCUCGCGAAAGCCCUGAGCCCGACCGCAUCUACGCUGUCAAGAAGGCUCGCCGUCCGUUCACGGGGCCCAAGGAUCGCCUAGCCAAGCUGAGAGAGGUCCAAGCGCUUCAGGCCUUGACUCACGCUGACCAUGUGCUUCACUAUGUGGACAGCUGGGAGGCCAACCAGUACCUGUACAUCCAGACCGAGUUCUGUGAUGAGGGCACGCUGGACAAGUUCCUGAGCAAUGUCGGUCGCAAGGGCAGACUGGAUGAUUUCCGUAUCUGGAAGGUCAUCCAUGACAUUGGCCUGGGUCUGCAAAGCAUUCACGAGGCUGGGUUCAUUCACCUCGAUUUGAAGCCCGCUAACAUUCUCAUUACCUUUGAGGGCAUCCUCAAGAUUGGUGACUUCGGCCUGGCUACCGAGUGGCCUGCUGCUAAGGGCGUCGAUGCUGAGGGUGACCGAGAGUACAUUGGCCCCGAGAUCCUCCGUGGCGAAUUCAACAAACCCGCAGACAUCUUCUCUCUCGGACUCAUCACUAUCGAAAUGGCUGCGAACGUUGUCCUUCCUGACAAUGGCCCUACCUGGAUCGCCCUGCGUUCUGGUGACCUUUCGGAAGUCCCUAGCCUGACUUUCAGUGCCACCACCACGACUAGUGCUCAACGCGACGCGGCUGGAGUGCCGACCAUGCAGUCCUUCGAUGACCCUCUUCUGGCUCAAACCAGCGCUCCCGACAUCAGCCUUCACUCUGGAAUUGCCCCUACCAGAGUCAACGUCGUGAUGGAUGAUUCAAGCAGCCCCUUCAUCACCCGCAAGCGCACUGAGCUGAGAUCGCCCCCCGACUUCAUGAGCGACCCUUUCCACCCCAGCUCACUCGACCAGAUUGUCCGUUGGAUGAUUCGACCUGAACCGAGUGAGCGACCUACUAUCCAGCAGCUGCUGUCGACUCCUGCGAUGACCUGGGUCGCGGAUCGUCGCAGAUCAGCUGCAACCGUCUUUGAGGGCGUGUGGGGACCUAGCGAGUCCACCUCACUUCCCACUCUGAUUGACGAAGCCUUGAUCGAUGAGACGAUCGAGGAGGCCGUCAUUGACGAAGACACUGAAAUGAUGGACGUUUAA
This is a messenger RNA of Colletotrichum siamense, 3672 nucleotides long. RefSeq names its product Mitosis inhibitor protein kinase wee1 (gene wee1). Gene Ontology annotation, molecular function: protein kinase activity; ATP binding. NCBI's taxonomy places the organism in Eukaryota, Fungi, Ascomycota, Sordariomycetes, Glomerellales, Glomerellaceae. Bases 1 to 3672 code for a protein of 1223 amino acids. The record is from RefSeq and is a predicted model, not a curated record. Gene Ontology annotation, biological process: protein phosphorylation. The transcript is spliced from 2 exons.